AUGCCUCGUUUCGCCGCUUUUCUUCCCCUUGCCUAUGCACUGGGCGCCUUUGCUCAGAGCGUGGCAUACACUGAUCCCAACACUGGUAUCGACUUCAUGAGUUUCGAGGACUCCGACUCAGGAGCACGAUUCAGUGUUGCUACACCUGAGACUCUGGGUACGGAUUUCAUCGGUCAGAUUGUUGCUCCUACCACCGAGGGAUGGGCCGGUCUCGACCUGUCUGCUCAGAUGGCGAACCACAUUCUGGUCGUUGCAUGGCCCGACGGUAAGGAAGUCAUGUCUUCCGUCCGUGAAGCAACUGGUUACACUACCCCUCCUGUCUACACAGGAAAUGUGACCACAACUCCCAUCGCCAAUGGUACUUUCGUCAACAGCACCCACUUCUCUUACACUUUUGUCUGCAACGGAUGCAUUACUGGCGAAUCAGACAGUUUCCCCAACACCGUCAAGGGUAAUGCUUUCGGAUGGGCUUACUCUUCCGAUGCACCUGCUAAGCCCUCUGCCGCCGACACUGCUUUGAACAUGCACUCUGGAUUCGGUGCAUUUGCCAUCAUCUUUGCCAGCUCUUCGUCUGCAAGCUACGAUACUUGGGCUUCCUGGGCUAAAGCAACUAUUCCCGCUCCUUCAACUUCUAGCAACGGCACUGUAGGAACAACCUCUACUUCAGGCCAGAACAACACUUCUACCGUCCCCAUCGCUACCACAUUGAACACUACAUACGACUAUAUCAUUGCUGGCGCCGGACCGGCUGGUAUCAUCGUUGCUGAGAGACUUGCUGAGUCUGGUGCUGAGGUUCUCCUUCUCGAGCGUGGUGAUGCUUCCACCUAUGCAUCGGGUGGCCGUGCUACCGAGUCCUGGAACGAGACUGUGACUCAAUACGAUGUCCCUGCCAUGGCUUACUAUCUCUCUACCGCUGGUGUCACCAACGAGUACUGCACUGACACUGCCGAUCAAGCCGGAUGUCUCCUCGGAGGUAGCAGCAUGAUCAACGCUCUGAUGUUUGUCCGUCCCCAAGAACGCGACUUUGACGACAAAUGGCCCACUGGCUGGAAGUGGUCUGAUGUCUCGGCCUCUGCUGAGAGCUUCUACGAGAGAAAUCCUGGUACUAUUUCUCCUUCCAAGGAUGGACAGCACUACGAUACAGGUGCUUACGAUGUGCUCUCUACCUUCUUCACUAGCCAUGGAUGGUCCUCGGUCAACGCUAUCGAGGAACCCAACAAAAAGACAGAUGUCUUCUCGCACCCGCCAUGGAACAUCCAGGAUGGUCUCCGUGCUGGCCCUGUCUUGACAUACCUCCCUCUUGCCAAGUCAAAGAAGAACUUCCACAUCCAACUUAACAGCACUGUUGUCCGUGCCGUCCGUGAAUCUUCCUUCGUCACUGGUGUUGAGGUUGAGCUUGUUGAUGGCAGCCGUCAGAUCAUUAAUGUCAAGACUGGCGGUAAGGUUGUGCUUGCUGGUGGCGCACUGUCUACUCCCCGCAUCCUUAUCAACUCUGGUAUCGGACCUGCCGAUCAGAUCAAGACUGUCCAGGGCGGAAGUACUGGUGUCACUCUUCCUGAGGAGUCCGAGUGGAUUGACCUUCCUGUCGGUAAGGGCCUUAAGGACCACCCCAUCGUGACUCUUAAGUUCAAGACCAAAUCCUCCUUGUCAUCGCUCGAUACCACUGCCUUCACCAAGCCCAACGAGACCGACGUCGAAUCGUUUGCCCAAGGCAACGGCGUGCUUGUCCAGGGUGGCCAGCGCUUGAACUUCUGGUCUUCGGUCAAGGGUAGCGAUGGCAUUGAACGUUUCGUCCAAGGAACUUGCAACUCGCCUUCCGACGACACCAUCAAGAUGAAGGUUUACCUUACCCAUGGUCUCACCUCUACUGGCGAGAUUGGCAUCACCGCAGAUGGCAAGACUGAGUACAUUACCCAGCCUUGGUUGAACACCGACGAGGACAAGGAAGCUCUUGCCUCUUUCGUCGACCGCUUGAUCAGCUUCACAAAGGCUGACAACUCGACCUUGACUCUUGAUGCUGGACUUACUGCUUCUUCCGACGUUACCGGUGCUGAUCUAAUCAAGACUUUCGUUACUGGCAGUCAUUACGUUGGCACUGCUAAGAUGGGCGAAGAUGAUGGCCGCAAGGGUGGUGCUGCAGUUGUCGACUUGGAUACCAAGGUCUACGGCACUGACAACCUGUUUGUCGUGGAUGCUUCUUUCCACCCUGACUUGCCUACUGGCAACACCCAAGCUAUGGUCAUGGUUGCCGCCGAAGCUGCUGCCAAGAAGGUCGCUGCUGUAAAGGUUGGCAGUGCUCCUGCUGCUUCUGCUUCUUCCUCUGCUGUUGUUUCUUCGGCUACUGCUUCUCAGGCCGUCUCGUCUACUGCUGUGGCUUCCUCUACCGCUGUUUCAUCUUCUGUUGCUGCGGUGACUUCGGCUCCUGCAUCUGCUUCCAUCACCUCUGUUCCUACAUCUACUUCUGAGACCGCAACCUUCACUGGCACUACUGCGAUUACCUCCGUCGCUGUGCCCAGCCCUGCUUACACCGAAGUGCCCAAGUGGGGUCGUUGUGGUGGUAUCGGAUAUGAUGGACCGACCAAAUGUGUUUCUGGCUCGACUUGUAAAUACCAGAACGAUUGGUACUCCCAGUGCUUGUAG
Molecule: messenger RNA, 2640 nt
Organism: Aureobasidium melanogenum CBS 110374
Lineage: Eukaryota; Fungi; Ascomycota; Dothideomycetes; Dothideales; Saccotheciaceae
Product: FAD/NAD(P)-binding domain-containing protein
Exons: 1
Coding region: 1-2640 (879 amino acids)
Biological process (GO): carbohydrate metabolic process
Cellular component (GO): extracellular region
Molecular function (GO): oxidoreductase activity, acting on CH-OH group of donors; cellulose binding; flavin adenine dinucleotide binding
Source: RefSeq, a predicted model, not a curated record